AUGAGUCCAACAGUAUGUUUGCAAACACAAGGAGCCAGAUGCGAAAUGGAGAACUUUGAUGGGAGCCAUGUGUCUUCCUUAGGAUGACCAGGUAUUCCUUUACUUGUUCUUUUUUUUUUGCAAGAUCAUUUUUUUUUUUGGUAUCAAUACUAACUCCACGAAAUGCAGGCUCCAAAGUGGUACAGUUCAGAAGAUGCUGCCGUUCCAAGGCAAGCAAGAAAGACCGCUCGUCCACAAAAAUUGCGUCCAUCAUUAGUCCCAGGUACCGUCUUGAUCUUGUUGGCUGGCAGAUUCAGAGGUAAGAGAGUCGUAUACUUGAAGAGCUUGGAAGACAACACUUUAUUAGUUUCCGGUCCAUUCAAAGUCAACGGUGUCCCAUUGAGAAGAGUCAAUGCCAGAUACGUCAUUGCCACAUCCACCAAGGUCAACGUCGAAGGUGUCGAUGUUUCCAAGUUCAACGUUGAAUACUUUGCCAGAGAACAAAAGCCAAAAUCAAAGAAGACCGAAGCCGAGUUCUUCGAACAAGCUCCCGCCAAGAAGGAAAUCAAGGGCGAAAGAGUUGCUGACCAAAAAUCUGUUGAUGCUGCUUUGUUGUCUGAAAUCAAAAAGACUCCAUUGUUGAAACAAUACUUGGCUGCUUCAUUCUCAUUGAAGAGCGGAGACAAACCACACUUGUUGAAAUUCUAA
Messenger RNA from Lodderomyces beijingensis, 687 nucleotides. Lineage: Eukaryota; Fungi; Ascomycota; Pichiomycetes; Serinales; Debaryomycetaceae. The record is from the annotation of a GenBank genome assembly.